CUGCGCAGUAUGGAACGCUUCAAGUACAUCCCGAUCGUGAUGGUUGCCCCUGCGAUCUCAGUCAGCUUCAAGACUGCGCUGGAGAACGGCAUAGCCAGCUACAUGACCAUGCCAUGCUUACCUAUCGACCUGGGCAACGCCCUGAUACCUGCCCUGGAGGGCCGCGCGGCACCGAUUUCUGCGGACCACUCACGCACGUUCGAUAUCUUACUGGCUGAAGACAAUGCCGUGAACCAAAAGCUGGCCGUCAAGAUCUUAGCCAAGCACAAUCAUAAGGUGACGGUUGCGAACAACGGUCUCGAAGCCUUCGAAUCAAUUAAGAAGAAGCGCUUCGAUGUUGUGCUCAUGGACGUGCAAAUGCCGGUGAUGGGUGGCUUCGAGGCCACAGCCAAGAUCCGAGAGUAUGAGCAACAGCAUGACCUAGCUCGGUCGCCAAUCAUUGCACUCACCGCCCACGCGAUGCUUGGAGAUCGCGAAAAGUGCAUACAAGCUCAAAUGGACGAAUAUCUUUCAAAGCCACUGAAGCCGAAUCAGCUCGUUCAGACGAUCCUGAAAGUUGCUACAUUAGGCGGAGCACUACUGGAGCGGCGGAGUGAUGGGCGCUUGGGCUUGGCAGAAGAGCUCGAGCGGGACGAUGCAUCAGACGGCAGCCGGCUGAACACGCCUAAAUGA
Messenger RNA from Recurvomyces mirabilis, 672 nucleotides. RefSeq names its product histidine kinase osmosensor. Gene Ontology annotation, molecular function: protein histidine kinase activity. Lineage: Eukaryota; Fungi; Ascomycota; Dothideomycetes; Mycosphaerellales; Teratosphaeriaceae. The annotation marks the transcript as partial. The transcript has a single exon. Gene Ontology annotation, biological process: phosphorelay signal transduction system; cellular hyperosmotic response. The record is from RefSeq and is a predicted model, not a curated record.